Molecule: messenger RNA, 4749 nt
Organism: Xenopus laevis (African clawed frog)
Lineage: Eukaryota; Metazoa; Chordata; Amphibia; Anura; Pipidae
Gene: smg8.S
Product: SMG8 nonsense mediated mRNA decay factor S homeolog
Exons: 4
Coding region: 262-3009 (915 amino acids)
Biological process (GO): nuclear-transcribed mRNA catabolic process, nonsense-mediated decay
Source: RefSeq, a predicted model, not a curated record
CUGACAAAACCUAAUUCUCUGUCUCUGUGCAACUGUGCCUACUGAUUCUGACCUGAGUGUAUUACUAAGAAACAGCUUUCCGCUACCGCCAUUUAUUCAAGUCACCAGAUGGCGCUUCGUGGCGGUACCUAAUACAAUUAGCGAAAAGGUUCCACUCGGAAGUUGUUUCCGUACGGACGGUUUCCACUUUGCACCGUCACUGUACUCCGGAUAAUUUGGUCCCCCAAGCAAUACUGAGGUUUCUUGAAUCAAUACAAAAACAUGGUGGGGAGUGGGGGGCCUACCGUGUUACGGGACCUUCUAGGGUCGGACAUAGAUCCGGCGUGGAAGGAUGAAGAGGUGUGCGUCGUGGGACUUUUUGGUAAGACGGCGCUGGCGCAGGGAAGCUGGCAAAAAUGCUCCCUCGUCAACUCUGUGUGCGACCGGCACAUCUUUCCGCUAUUUCACCGCGCCCCGGAGCGGCCUUCGGAACGCAGUCUCUUCCAGACUUAUUAUGAACAGGAUUCGCGGGUGCUGUACGUGCUUCUGAACGGACUGAGUGAUACGGGCUCCCUGCUGAAGGCCUGUGAGGAUUUGAGCCGCGGAGUGUCCCAUGCAGAGGCGCACGAGUGGUGGAAGGAUGAGGAGAAGUUGUACUGCAUGCACCUCCUCUAUCUAUUCUCAGUGUGCCAUAUCCUGGUGCUGGUGCACCCUACCUGCUGCUUUGAUAUCACCUAUGAGAAACUGUUUAGGGCUUUGGAUAGUGUACGACAAAAGAUGCUGCCAUCACUGAAGCCAAGCUUGAAGGAUUGUGCUGUGGGUCUGGACUGGAAACUCAAUGCCAGACCUUGUCCACCCAGGCUGCUCUUUAUGUUUCAGCUUAAUGGAGCCCUUAAAGUAGAGCCAAAGGGUCAAGGGCAGCAGACCAGUGACAAACCCAAAAAGCACUCUCCAAAGAGGAGGCUGCAGCAUGCUUUGGAAGACCAGAUUUACCGCAUCUUUAGGAAAAGCAGAGUCCUGACUAACCAAUCCAUCAAUUGUCUAUUCACUGUGCCUGCCAAUCAGGCCUUUGUGUAUAUAGUGGCUGAUGAGGAUGAAGACCCUGUAAACAUACUACUGGAGGGUUUGAGGCACAACUGCACUUUGAAAGAUACAGAGUCUUUAGUACCUAUUUCGGGUCCGAGACGUUAUCAAAUGAUGAGACACACUCGCCAGCUGUCUUUCACAGUUGAAAAUAACACAAAUUUAUCUGGUCAGUUGGUUGACUGCACCCUAAGAGAGUUCCUCUUCCAGCACGUGGAGCUGGUUCUCACAAAAAAAGGGUUUGAUGACAGUGUGGGGAGAAAUCCCCAGCCGUCUCACUUUGAGCUCCCUACAUACCAAAAGUGGGUUAGUGUGGCUUUAAAGCUGUAUGAAAUUAUCAUUGAAAAUAAAGAUGAUGAUCCCCCUGCUUUCCCAGGUGGAUUUCCCCCAAAGCUUCUUGCUAACAUGAAGGUAUUAGAAGGGUAUCUGGAUGCAGACACCAAGUUCUCAGAAAACAGAUGCCAAAAAGCUCUACCCAUGGCACAUAGCGCUUAUCAGUCUAAUUUGCCCCAUAAUUACACCACAACUGUCCAUAAAAACCAACUUGCCCAGGCCUUAAGGGUAUAUAGCCAGCAUGCCCGGGGACCUGCUUUCCAUAAAUAUGCCAUUGUUCUUAAUGAAGAUUGUUAUAAAUUCUGGAGUAGUGGACAUCAGCUUUGUGAAGAAAGGAGCUUAACAGAUCAACACUGUGUACACAAGUUCCAUUUGCUGCCUAAAUCUGGAGAAAAAAUUGAACCAGAGAGAAAUCCACCAAUUCUAUUUCACAACAGUCGGGCACGUUCGACAGGCAGCUGUAAUUGUGGAAGAAAACAGGCACCACGAGAAGACCCGUUUGACAUAAAAAGUGCAAAUUAUGAUUUUUAUCAGAUCCUGGAAGAAAAAUGUUGUGGAAAACUGGAUCACAUCACCUUCCCCAUAUUCCAGCCCAGCACUCCAGACCCAGCUCCUGCAAACAACGAGGCUUCGCCUGCUGCACAUGAUGGUGAAGUUGAAGGAGAGAAGAUAAAGGAUAAGGAACCACAAACUCAGGGAGAAAGUACAAGUUUGAGUUUAGCACUAAGCCUGGGCCAAUCCACUGAUAGUUUGGGCACAUUCCCAGAGGGCCCAAAAGCAGGAGGGGACAAUACAGAAGCUUCUGGCCAUGGGACAGAUGAGAAGGUUGAAAAAAGGCCAAGUUUAGUGGAUCGUCAAGCCUCAACUAUCGAGUAUCUACCUGGCAUGGUACAUAUAAAUUCACCAAAAGGACUUUUACCUAAAUGUUCUAGUUGGGCUUUGGUAAAACUUGGUCCUGCCAAAUCCUACAAUUUCCACACUGGAUUAGAUCAUCUUGGCUUUAUUCCAGGAACAAGUUACUUAAUGCCUUGGGACAUUGUAAUUCGCACUAAGACAGAGGAUGAAGGUGACCUUGACACAAACUCUUGGCCAGCCCCCAACAAGUCCAUUCCUGGGAAAAGAAAUGCUGUGGUAAUGGGGCGGGGCCGUCGAAGAGAUGAUAUUGCGAGGGCAUUUGUAGGUUUUGAGUAUGAGGAUUCUAGGGGACGUAGGUUUAUGUGCUCAGGCCCAGAUAAAAUAAUGAAGGCGAUAGGUAAUGGACCUAAAGAAUCUGCAAUCAAAGCACUCAACAGUGACAUGCCUUUGUAUAUGCUCUCACCAUCACAGGGCAGAGGACUUAAACCUCAUUAUGCUCAGCUCAUGAGACUGUUUGUUGUUGUACCAGAUGCUCCUGUACAAAUUAUAUUGGCUCCUCAGGUGCAGCCAGGACCUCCUCCUUGCCCUGUCUUUGUCCCUGAAAAGCUGGAUAUCACCCUUCCUUCUGAUGGACUGUGGGUUCUAAGGUUUCCCUUCUCUUAUGUCUCAGAACGUGGGCCCUGUUACCCUCCCAAGGAAAACCAGCAGCUUCCGAGCUACAAAGUCACGAAAGGGAUAUUGCGAACUGUCCCCCAGUAAAAUGUAUUUUUUUAUUAAGGAAACUGUAUUAAGAUAACAUAUAGUCCAAGCAUGCCAUAUUUAAUUUUGAUUAUUGGUCAGAAAAAAACUUGUUAUAUUGUAAAUGCUCCAUUCCACUUCAUUCUGUAAUAGAAGACUUUUGAUCUACAAUUAUGUGCAAGAUUAAUCUUAGGGUUAUUGCAGUGUGGUCUAACACAUUAAUAUAAAUAAAAGUAAUUGUAUUCCUAUACACUGCUUUUUGUCUAUAAUAUUGAAUUGUGUAAAGCAUAACUAAAACCCCGAGCUACUGUAUAAAUUGCACUAAUUAUCCCAUGUUAUCUCCAUAUGGGGACUGAAAACAGUCUGUUGAAAUACACUGGCCAAAAACCAGCCCCUAUAAGGGCAGUAGCUUUUUGUCCUGUCUGUACCUAGAAAUAUUGUGUUGUCUCAGGCACAUGCAGCUGUUUUAUGCGAAGAUAUGCGAGUUUGUAUUCGCACUGAAAUUAGCCGCAAAUGCCUGCGCCGAGCUAAACCAGUGGUUCCGGGUGGAGACAGGAGAGGAAGUUCAUGCCUGCAUACGGGCUAAUUUUCGGCUUCCUUGUUUCAGCAGGCCCUACAGUAGAAAAUGUACUUAUUACUAAACGUAAUUUUAUUGUUUUCCUGGACUGACCCCUAUGUUACAAGCACAGAUAGCACUUCUCUACAUAUGUAUUGUGCACCAGCAGCUAGAGAUCAUGCACAGCAUGGCUGACACCUCUAAGUGGAUUGACUAAGAACUGGACUGCAACAAAAUAAGAUGUGGAACUUUGACAGGGCUAGUUGUAAAAAAUCAUUAUUACUCUGGGGGGGGGGGGUGAUGUACAGCAAUCUUAAAGGUUCCCAUUAUUUCUAUUUUUUAUUUUCCCAUGGAAUUGUUUGAUAGAAAUGUUAAAAAGGGAAUGUAUAGCAUUUAGCUCUUUUUUUCUCUAUGGUGUUGUUACUCAUUCAUCAUCUUACAGUUUUUGCAUUACCUAAGCUGCUAUUAUUGUAUAGGCAGGCUAUCUACAACCUUCCUGAUCAUCUAUUGGUAAAAUUCAAUUUAUCAAACAGUCUUGAUUGAUAAGAUUAUUUAUUUUGAUAACGUCUAGAUCGCUUUGUCCAGGCACAGAAAAGUGACCCGGAUUAAAUUUCAGAAUAUGCAUUUAUACACUAAUAAAGAAAUAAAAAAACAUGUCACACCAAAAGCAUAAAAUGUUCCAAUCUGUUAUCGUGCCCUUGCAUAUGUCUCAGGCUCUGGGCCAAGAGUACUUAGCAUACACAUUCAAAAACAUGCUCUCAUUUAAAGGAACAAGACCUCACCCAAAUUAUUCUUCUGUUUUGUUAUAAACUGCUAAAUGGAUGCAAAGAGGCAGUGCCAUGUGCAUGAUCAGACCUCAUUGAAUGGGUAGCCAAGUUCAGUAAAUUGAAUUCUUUGUUGCAAGAUCAACCAUGAAUAUAUAUACCAGCAUAGGCAUUCACCUGUUUUAAUCACAAUUCUGCAAGAAAAGUUUGUGGUCCUUUAAUAUGUGCAAAGUUGUAUCCUGUCAUAAAGUGUAUAACCUUUAUUGUCUAAUUGAUUGAUAAAUUAUGUGUAUGUUUUUGGUGUAUUUGAUUUGGAAACAGUGACUAACCUGAAUAGGUCUCUUAAUGACACUGUUCGUAAAUUACAUUUUUGUUAACUGUACAGUACAGACUGCAUACUAAGGGUUCAAGUUUAUAAAUAAAUCAUGCAUUUUACUCGGA